Molecule: messenger RNA, 2631 nt
Organism: Botrytis byssoidea
Lineage: Eukaryota; Fungi; Ascomycota; Leotiomycetes; Helotiales; Sclerotiniaceae
Exons: 1
Coding region: 1-2631 (876 amino acids)
Source: RefSeq, a predicted model, not a curated record
AUGUUUGGUCUAGGAUCUGCAGGUAUGGGCUCAGCGCCAUAUCCUAACAACCACCGUCCAUCAUCUAAGAGGAAGAUGUCUAAAAAAGACAACACCCCGCCAACCUCUAAGCACCUUACUUACCCGUCUGUCGAAUUCUUCGAGCCAGCCAUUGAUGGACCACCUUCACCUCAUGGUAUUCGCGCAUACACUGAGCAAAUGAGGAGGGGCUCAGCGUUUGCUGCCAAAUCGAAUACCCCUUCUAUCACAUCAGCUUCCUCUUUCCGCUCCCGUCAAUCCAGUCUCGAUUCCUCCAACAGAAUCGAAUUACAACGAAAGUCCUCCGGUAGAUCAAACGGCAGUAGCAUGGCGACGAAAGAUAGACCCGAUAGUUUAAAUCUAUUCGGAAAAACAAUAUUCUCCCGAAGCAGCAAAAAAUUUAGACGUAAUCAUACUUCAAUGGGAGGCUCCUCGUUAUCUCUUGCAAGUCAUUCUUCCGAUAGGGAUCGUAGCGACGCAUCUAGCCACAGCCCACCUCCUACUAGUUAUCGUGCUCGAAAGAAUACCAUCUCUGGACCAUAUAACUUUCAGCACAUCACACACACUCAACAGAAUGAAUUACCAAACCUCAGGGAAAUUCCUCCCACCAAAUUGGUGUCCGAAUUUUCAGCUCUCCGAGCAUCUCAAGCUCCAACCAAUGGAAAUCUUAAGGGUAUUAGAGCGAGAGAUUUAAUGUUUGAGAAUUUCUCCUCGGUAGCAAUAGAUUAUGCGCCGGAUGUUGACGCGCCCAGAAGUCCCACAAGCCCAAAGAGUCCAUCGUGUCCUGUGACCCCGCAAAGAAGGUCCGUAUUUCGAGCGUCCGUAUCGCCACCACAGAAUCAGCCAUGGAGGCCUAUCAAUUAUUCAAUGUCACAUGAUAAUCUACGAUCGGUACCUGCACGCCCAAUGAGGUCUCCUGAAUCUCCUCGAUGCCCGGUUAAUCCACCUGCUCGAACAUCGUCAAGAGCGGCGUCAACUUUCUUCAGUCAUGUUGAAGACUCAUCUGCCCUAGAGUUCGGUCAAGCUUUGGCUGGUGCCAAUGCCAGCCUUCAAGAGUCUGCAUUCGAUUUUACUCCACAAACACAUCCUUCACCCCCUAAAUGGGAAAGAAGAGAAUCCGAGGUAUCCAUCAAACAUUUGUCUCAUGCAGUCACUACACCUGGCGAGGAAGCAUGGCCUUUAUCUGCACCAUUAAGUGGAAGUUUUGAUGUCGAUCUUGCAGAUGUUCUCGAAGAAGACGAACAUACUAGGACGCGAUCAAGAGAGUCAAGCACCGACGGUGGUGAAUUACGACUUUCAAAAUCUGUUCCCGGUCUGAGGAUGAGGGCACUUGAGCAAGCUCCUGAUAUGCCUGAUAUGCCACCAGUGCUAGGAAGACUUGGGUCUAUUGAUACCUCACGAUUUUCAAAAAGAUACAGCUCGGUUAAGCUUAACUUGGCUACUGAUUCCUGGGAAGACGCGAUUGAUUUUUGUUAUGAGGAUGAAGGUGGUGAAGAUUGGGAUUAUGAGAUGGAUGAAACAUUUGAAGAGAACAAACCUGUCAUCACAGCAGAACCUGCUUCACCCACUCAAAUAGAACCGGCCGAACAAGAACCUUCGCCAGGUCGCUUCCGUCCAUCACUACUCGUCCCUGCGCCAUAUGAUCUUCCCGCUCUCUCUCCGUUAUCCAAUCUAUCGAGCGCUUCAUCAUUUCUCCCUACACCAACCAGUUACUUCCGCCCCCAUCAAAUGCGACCUGUUUCUCAUGCAUCUUCGUUCAAAGAGUCAGACGGCUUCAGUCUUUCUCCAACUCUCCUCAUUCCUUCCGAUGAAUAUCCUUUACAAAGCGAACAAGAUGCUUUGUUCGACACAUAUCACAACGAUGAGGUCCCAUCAGCUUCAAUAUUUCCCAUGGAUACUUAUGAACAACCCACUUCACCAAUAGAUGAAGCUCUUUCUAGUACCAACUCUUAUCGUUCCUCGGUUUAUUCACAUAACAGCCUCAGAAGCAGUACUAUUAGUAGCCGCUACAAUCGAUCCAGUCAAGACUCAGCUCUACUCAUUUUCCAAGCAGGAAGCAUGAGCAAAGCCCACAGAAGUAUCGGAUCCGCCUCUUCUUUGCCCGACCUUGUUCCAUCUCUUCGUCCCAAGCGUGAUAGUAGAACACUAGGAGCACUUGCCACUACAACAUCUGACCCAGAGCUUAUUACCAAGGUUUCCAGUUUAAAACUUGACGACAAUGAGCAGCCUUCUGAAGUUACUGGAAUGCAAAGUCAUACCAAUCAAGCGCGGAGGUCGUCCAAAAACGCUCAGUAUUUCGCUCAGCCUCCCCCUCCAAUUUCCACAACUGUUCCCGAUGCAGCAUCUAGUAUUCUAAGUCCUGUGGCUGAGAGCUUCACCGAUUCACCUCCAAGACCACGUCUAAGAUCUGCUCUUUCUCGAGAAUUAUACGCUCCUGCCUCAGUGGAGUCCUUCAUGUCCAAUCAUGGAAGAAAGAUCUCUGCACCGAUCGUUACUGAAAAGACCAUUCAAGAACGAUCCAGAUCCAGCACAUUGACCAAUGCCGCUACGGCUGGUAAGCGCAGAGGAAGUUAUAAUCUUUUCCCCGCUCCUCCAACGUCUUUACCAAAAUAA